AUGGAUGGCUACCCUUUGGGAAGCCUCGAUCAUAACGUGCCGCUCCUCGUCGUAUCGGGGUUGAGCUCCGGCCAGGACCAGGCUGAGCAGCCGCCCAAGGCCAAGGGAAAGGCCAAUGGCGAGGGAGUGCUGCUUCGAUCGGAUCUGCCGCCGCUCGAGGGAAAGGAGGCGAGCUUCUUGGAGGCCUACUUUGAGAGGGUGAACGAGCGCGGCAAGUCAUGGACUGUGGUGACGAGGGAAGAGCCCUACAGAGUUCGUAUCAAGACCGUUGGCAGGUCCUUUACGCUUCCGCCUCGACGAGCGACGCUGCCUGAGACGAUCGAACCGCUGCCGACGGCCCCCGUUCUGCACUCGCCCUUCUCGCCGCUCAGUCCCUCGUCUGCUCUCUAUCCUGAUGGGUUGAUGAAUGCGCAGUGGAUCAGGAAGCAUCAGGAAGAGGUCCCGAGCGUCUUCGUGUGCUUUCAUACUUUGACGAGCGAUCCUAAAACAGCGACGCUGCAGGACAAUCGACUCAAGGCUGAUCUCAAUGGUAUACGAGCGACUCUGGUGGAAUCGGGAUACAAAACACGCCUCGUUGUGAUCAUUCUUGGCGAUCAGGAAGCUAGGAAUAAUCUGACUGCCGAAAUGAUACAGGACCGCCUGGAGUAUAUUCGGAGGGGAACAGGGUUGGAUCCUAAGUCGAUCUUCUACAUCCCAUCGCAGGAAACGCAGUCGGAGCUGAAGAGGGUGAUGGACAGCAUCCUUACUCUGCUGUACAACACGGCCAUCGAGUACUAUCGAGAUCUCGGGCGGCAUGCGAGAAAGAAGCGAUCCCGAGGUAUUGUGCCCCAGCCAACGUUGCCGCCGACAUCUGGAACGUCGCAGACAUUGGCGCUGCCCGAUUGGAAUUUCCGCUACGAUUUCAAGUCUGCCAUUUUCGCCGAGUUUCGCCAGGAGAUUGACGCCGCAGUUCGCUCUUUCGAGCAGGCCUAUGAGAUCUUGCUGGGUCAAGAUGUGCUCGACAUCAUUCCCAGCUGGAGCCCUCGCUGGAACGAAGCGCGGCUUUUGGCAGACAUUAUAUCCAUUCGCUGUCUGCGGCUGCAUCUGUGGAUGGGGCAGACCAGUCUGGCAGUGAGGAGAUGGCAGUCUCACCGCGACCGCAUCGGCGACUUUGUCGACAGACGAGGAAGAGGCACCAACAACUAUGGCUGGCAGGCUUGGGAAUCCCGGUGGGCAAUGGUCAUGGCCAACUUGAUUGAACUGGUACAGGUUCCCGGCCUGGGGCCUUCGAGCAUGACCAUUUUCCUUCCGCCAGAGAAGUCUCUUAUCGGCGAGCGCUUGCAGCCCUGGGAGCAGUUGCACCACACAGGGUACUGGUAUCGAAUAGCUGCGCGCCAUCUGGGGGCUCGGAGAGCAUUGGCCCAUAGGAUACCCGACGAUGACAGGGGAGCGCCGGACGCUUCGCCUGCGUCGAGGGUAGCGAGCAAGGCGAUUCGCUACGAUACGUACAUGUGUCCUUCACCCCACGAGGAAUAUCCGUUGAACGGAAACGGAGUUAACCAUGCGCAGCUCAUUAUUGACUGCCUCCUCAACGCGAGGUCGCAGUUUCAAGCCCGGAAACAGCACCGAAUUGCCGCAGAGAUUUCACUCGAGUGCGCAAGAGAAAUGGCGACAAUGAAGUCCUGGAACGAGGUGCUUGCGAUGCUCAGACCGCUGUGGGAAGAUAAGUCCUUCCGUUCAGAAUGGUGGUUGGACAUUUCUGAAGACAUCCUCUGGGUGAUGAGGCGAGCGGCAGCUGAGACUGGGCGGGCGGACAUUGUAGUCGCGAUCGACUGGGAGCUCAUGGAUAGCAGGUAUACUCGAAGACAAAACUGGCACUACGACCUCGGCAAGUCAUUGGAUGGGGUGGCUUCAACAACGAAGCCGUUCAUCACCAUCUCGGAUGACUUGGCCUCAUCAUUCGUCGCAGCAUCCUUUGCCUUCCGCUCCAAGGAGGGCCGGGCCGGUGAAACAUGCCUAGCCCAGCUGUCAUUAAAGUCUGAAGCGCAUCCAGUGGCUGCUCCGGUUAUCUUGUCCUCCAUUCGGAUCGAGUUUGAGGGACACCUCAAGCCCAUCACGCUUGUACACGAUUCCUCCGCUGCACCGACAGACUCAUUGAGCGAGCCCAUCUCUGUGAGCGCUGUUUCAUUGACCGAGCGACUUCCCGAAAGCAACGAAAAGGAUGCCUACUUGAGUGGCACAUGCGAUCUGACGCUCAAGCCCGGCCACAGACGGGUGUUGGAGAUGAACAUUCCCUUGCGAGAACCAGGCCAGGCGUCCGCCUCUCGUGUGAUUCUGACUUACAAGGCUGACGCCUUUGAGCUGGAUUACACGCUGUCAUUGGCGGAGCUGGGCAAAGCCGGAGCGUGGUACGUUCCCGGCUCGGCGAAACCGCGAUUAUCGAGGCCCGACGGGCACGUCCUACAGAUACAGCCGCGGCCUCCCAAGAUGAAGCUGAAACUGGUAGAGCCUCUGGACCAAUACUAUGCGAACGAGCCGAUUCCCCUACGAAUCAGCUUACUCAACGAAGAACAUGACGCGGCCAACGUGAAGCUGGACGUUCGCAUCGUUGGAACGACGAUUCCUCGGUUCCGAGUGGAUGCUGGAGAACACAAGCGAGAGGUGGACGCUGCGGAAGAAGAGUCGCAAGUGACGGGGCUCACUCUUGGUCGCAUAGCAAGCUCCUCGUCGAUGGAAGUGUCGAUCCACCUCGACCCUGCACCAGCACCUACAGUGUUCGACAUAGAGAUUCAAGCGGACUACCACUUGGAAUCAGAUGCGGCAACACCCAUUUUCCAAAUGCUGCCUAUUCACCUGAACGUGGUGAAUGCAUUUGAAGCAAACUACGAUUUGAUGCCGCGGCUGCAUCCUGAUGCCUGGCCAAGCCUGUUCGACUACGAGGAUGUGCAAGACCUGACUGAAGGCGAUGUGAUGCCGGCCAAGGGUCUUGCGCAGCAAUGGUGCCUGGUCUGUCACUAUGCAUCGUUCGCUACAGAAGAGUUGGACGUGGUGGGAUUAGAUCUGCUCGUUACGGGCGUAACGCCUGGCGGCCGGUGUCAAGUUGUGAGCCAGCCAGAGUUUUCGGCAGACGGCAUGCCUGUCGCUCCACAAAAGAUGUACGAAGCUCGAUUUGACCUCGUGGCGCAAAAGGCCACGCUGGAUGAUAGGCACCCAGUCGCCAUAGACUUGGCAUUUGCAGUCCGCUGGAGACGACGACAACAACGACAGCCGACAGAGGGAGAGAAGAGCCCGGUCAAUAUCACGACGAUGACGGUUGGGCAGUACAUGGUGCUGGGAACGGAGCCCAGGGUGCUGGCAUCGGUGCUUCACGGAUCGCAGGAGCAGGCCGGGCUGGUGCGGCUCGACAUCACGAUUGAGAACCCGUCGAGCCAUUUCCUGACGUUUGGACUGGCGAUGGAGCCGAGCGACGCCUUUGCCUUUUCGGGGCCGAAGCAGACGACGAUGCAUCUGCUGCCCAUGUCGAGACGGACCAAGACGUACCGGCUGCUGCCGCUCGUGCGCGGCGUCUUCAUCCGGCCGGGCCUGGUGGUGAGGGACAAGUACUUCCAGAAGGUGCUGCGGGUGAUUCCGACCGAGGGGAUGAAGAUUGACAAGGACGGGCUGCUGGUAUGGGUUCCUUUGGCGGCUGACGGGGAAGUGAGGGCGGAGGGAUAA
Trichoderma citrinoviride is the source of this 3693-nucleotide messenger RNA. RefSeq lists its product as hypothetical. NCBI's taxonomy places the organism in Eukaryota, Fungi, Ascomycota, Sordariomycetes, Hypocreales, Hypocreaceae. Bases 1 to 3693 code for a protein of 1230 amino acids. The transcript is spliced from 4 exons. The record is from RefSeq and is a predicted model, not a curated record.